CUACUUUAUGCAUCAUAUCAAGGCGAUAUUGAGAAAGUACAACACUUGAAUGUAAAAGGGGCUGAUGUCAACGUUCUGGAUUCUAAAAAUCGCUCCCCUCUUUUUAAGUCUUUAUUUAAUCCACACGAAGAGGUAGCGUUAUUUCUCAUUGAAAAUGGAGCAGAUAUAAAUAUAGAUGAUCGUGAUGGCGACUCUCUACUUAUGCUGUGCGUCAUAAAAAGAAGUUUCAUAAUAGCAAAUACUCUUAUCAACAGAGGGUGUGAUAUUCAUUGUCGAAACAAAUUCAAACGCAAUGCCCUUCAUCUCGCCGCCUAUGUUGGGCAUCUAAAAUUGGUAAAAAGUAUGGUACAAAAAGGAGCCGAUGUGAAUUCUUUAGAUCAGAGACAACAAUCACCUCUUUUGAUUGCUUUAUUCAAUCAGCACGAAGAUAUAGCGUUGUUUCUCAUUGAAAAUGGCGCC
Messenger RNA from Lottia gigantea (owl limpet), 459 nucleotides. RefSeq lists its product as hypothetical. The record is from RefSeq and is a predicted model, not a curated record. The annotation marks the transcript as partial. Gene Ontology annotation, molecular function: protein binding. NCBI's taxonomy places the organism in Eukaryota, Metazoa, Mollusca, Gastropoda, Lottiidae. The transcript has a single exon.